AUGCCUAAAUCAAAAGCAAAAGUCAAACGAAGUGCAUCAAAUUCACCACCAUUAGAAUCAUCAUCAUUACCAAAUAUCAUUAAUGGUCUUUUUGAAUGUUAUAAUUUUCUAUUACCAAAUGAAUAUUCAAAUAAAACAUUGGGUUUACUUGCAUUUCUUUUACGAAAAUCAGUUGGAGAAAUAAAUUUUUCUGAUAUUAUGAAUGAAGUUGAAAAACGUUAUCAACAAGGACAAUCAAUCGAUUAUAUCACAUUAUUAGAUGAUAAACGUAAGAAUUUACUUGAAAUUGAAGCAUCAAUUGAAAAAUGUUUAAUGAUUAAUCGAUUAAUUUCAUAUAUACAAGAGAAUGAAUCUCAAUUUAUUUCACUUAUAUCUGAUAUUCGACAAGAUAUGAGAAUGAAAUUAAUUGAUAAUCAAAUAAAUCAAAAUAUUGAAUAUCCAAAAGAUUUUCGUCAACGAGAACAAGAUAUUCUUAAACGAAGACAUACUCAAGAAAUACGACGUCUUUUUUAUUUUCAUCCUGAAGACAAAAAACAAUCUCCAAGUUUAAUUCAUUUAAUCAAUAGGCAUGUAUUAACAACGAAACAUUUAAAUUAUUUAAUUGAUAACAAGAUGAGAUAUGAACCACAGUUUGGAGACACUGGUAUAAAAGAAUUAGAAAGAAUAUUUCAAACUUCAUUUAUGAUUACUGCUCACCCGCAUUCAGGUGUAAAUCCAGUACUAAUCUAUGAACGUAAAGGAUCUGGUCAAUGUACAGCUAAAGUAUCAGUUAUUAUUAUUUCAUUAUUAUAUGAUUUUAUGCAAACACAUCCAAAAUUAAUUGAACUUUAUGAUAUUGAACCAAUUUUAUGUUCAUCAUCAUCUCUUUAUAAACUUGAAUCUUCAACAAUAUCAUGGAAAACUUGUCGAUUACAAAUAAGUCCAAAUGAUAAACCUCAAUUCAUACAAUAUGCUGAAUUAUCUUUACUUAAUAUUCAAUGUUCAACUAAAACAAAUACACGUAUUCAUUUAGGUGAUGAAUUAUAUUCACUUAAAUUUCUUAUUAAAUUUCGUUUAAAUCUAAAUGAAUAUAAAUUUUCAAAAUGUUAUCAAAUUCCAUUAGAAUCAUUAACAUUUGCUAUUAGUUCUCAUAAUAGUCAUAUUCCACAUAUGUUAUCAAGAAUUAUUCUUAAUGAUAUUCGACGAUUUUCACAGCGUUCAUCAGUUGAUGUUCAACAAUUAUCAAAUUUUAUAUUACGUUAUUUUUGUCAUCGAAUAGGUGUUUUACCUGAUCAAAAUCUUAAGAUUUAUCUUCAAAAAGAAUUAAACAGAGCAAAAAAUGAAAGAAAAAAUUUUCAAACAAUGGAAGAUAUUUUUAUGGAAUUUCUUGUACCAUUUGUUAAUCAAGUAGAAUUUAUAGCUAAACAUCCAAUUCUUGCUAUGUUUUAUGCUGAUGGUCUUUGUCUUGGUAUUUGUGAUAGUGAACGAGCAGCUGAAAUUAUGAGAAAAUCAACUGAUAUCAAUUCACCAAUAGUUGGUAUUCGUUUAAAUUCUAUUAAAGUUGAUUAUAAACCUAUGACAUCAACAGCAUCUAUGUCAAAAGCAAUUAAAUUAGCUCCAUGUGCUGUUCGUGUUGAUAUUUAUAAUGAUCGUACAAAAAAUUUACAAUAUCGUACAUUUGAUUCUUUAAUAUUAGCUAUUGAUAUAAGAAAAUUUGUAAGUACUGCUCAUACAGAAAAUGGUCAUCAUAUACGAGUUUUAUCCAAUCUUGAUGAUUCAACAAAUGCUAAAAAUUAUAAAUCUUUUACAGAUUUUGAUAAAUAUUAUAGUGAACGAUUAAGUAAAAUUUAUCAAAUUAAUGAAGAUUAUAAACUUAUUACUGAUAUCCUUAAUAAUAUUGAAGAUGAAAAUAAUGAUGAUGAUAAUCAUCGAUGUUUUAAAAGUCCAAAUCCAGAUUUAUCUGAAAUGUUUUCCGAAAAUUUACAUUCAGUCCCUCCACCAUCUGCAACAAUGUGCAAUAAUGAAUAUUGUUCUAAUGUAACUACUAUUAAUGAUGACAUAUCUAAGGUUAACAUUCAAUCGAAUAUUAAUCAAACAUCAUUACAAAAUAUUCUUUCAACAUCUUCUCAACAAUCAUUUCAACAUAUAAAUAAUCAAGAUAUGAUUGACUAUGUUCUAACUCAACCUGAAAUUAUUCAAGAACUUCUAAAUCGACUUGGUGUUCUUCAACUAUCAUCCUCUAUAAUACAACAGGGACAAGGUUAUCAAAAUCAACAUAUACAACAAAUAUUACCAACACAAUUGCAAAUGCAAUCAUCAUAUCAACAACAAAUACCACAAAUACAAUAUCAACAACAAAUAUAUAAUCAACAAGUUUUUCAACAAUCAAUAUCUAUUCCUACAAUACAUAAUCAAUUGAAUAAUGAUAAUCAAUAUCAAAAUUUUUCAAGAAAUAAUAAUCAAAUAUCAUCUCAAGAAUGUCCAAUAGAAACAAAUUAUGAAAAUCUUUUUACUGAAUCAAUUACAGAUCCUUUACAAUUUUCAACAAUAGAUCAAAAUUCAUCAAUAUCAAUCGAUGAUAAUUUUGAUAUAUUUUUCGAUGAUAUAUGUACUUCGGAUAAUAUUCAAUAA
Messenger RNA from Rotaria sp. Silwood1, 2610 nucleotides. NCBI's taxonomy places the organism in Eukaryota, Metazoa, Rotifera, Eurotatoria, Philodinida, Philodinidae. The record is from the annotation of a GenBank genome assembly.